AUAACUGAAGAAACACAGGGUUCCCAGGGUGUUUUCAGCAUCAGUGAGGAAAACCUCAGAUAUGUAUCAGCAACCUGCAGAGAAAAGCCGGAGCUCUUCACAGAGAAAAAUAUUCAUGAUUCUAGGACAACCAAUGAAACACUCGAAGAGGAUUCCAGCAAGGGAAUCCAUCUGCAUCUCAAAGCAUUGCCAAAGCCAGGGUGCAAGAAAAGAUACGACAAGAUUAACUUCUGUACUUUCUGCCACAAGGAAAUACAUUCUAAAAUAUCCAGACAUUUGCUUACCCAUAAGAAUGAACUGAAAAUAAUGGAAAUUCAGAUGCUGCCAAAAAAGUCCGAGAAGAGAGGGAUGCUAUUCCUAGAAUUGAUCAAUGAGGGAAACUAUAAACAUAACAUAGAAGUUUUGAAAAAUGGUGGUCUAUUUAUAACAGCAAGACGAGAAAGUCCAGAAUCAUCAAAUCAUUCACCUGAUGAAUAUCUCCCUUGUGAGUUUUGUAAGGGUUUCUUCCUGAAGAAUUUAUUGUGGCACCAUGCAAAAAGUUGCAAAUUAGCUUCCUUAAAAAACAAUGAAGAUGGUGAUGAGGAUGAAAAGUUGGGAAAGUCUUUUCUUAGGAAAGGGAGAACAUUAAUAUAUGGUUCACUAUUUGAUGAAAAUGAAAGUAAUAUUACGCAUUUGUUAGAGAGAAUGAAUGAUGGAGAAGAAAAAGACAUCAUUAAGAAGGAUCUUAUAAUUAAAAACUUUGCUUCAAUCCAAGUUCAAUCUUUGGGAGAAGAAAGAAUUCGGAAAAAAAAGACAUGCAUAGAGUGAAUUCAAAUUGCAGAACCCUUGCACAUUUAGUAAUCAUUGCUCAUAAAGACAUACCACUACCAUCGUUGAAUAAGCUACUGUCGCCAGAUCAUUUUGAUAAAAUUGUGAAGUAUGCAAAUGAGCUCUCCUCUGAAGUGCCAUCUCUUCCUGAACCUUUACCAAAGGAUGGUGAUCUAGAUUAUGAACUGGCAGGGAAGGAGGAUCAAUCUAGUUUCACUGUGUAUCAGGCAUCUAGUUCCACAGCGUAUCAGGCAUCUAGUUCCACAGUAGAUCAGGCAUCUAGUUCCACAGCAGAUACGCCAUCUUGUUCAGAUCAUGAACAGCCCUCAAAUUCAGAUAGUGAACAGCCACAGUAUAUUAGAUCAAAAGGUUGUAAAAGAAGAUGGACAGAUGAAGAGGAAGAGGAACUGUUGGAAGCAUUUGCGAUACAGAUUAAGAAAAAAUUGAAUGUGUCCACCAAAGCAAUCCGAUAUGCACAGUCAAAAUAUAAAACAUUACGUUGUCGGUCAGAAGCGGUAAUAAGAUCCAAAAUAAACAACAUCAUUUUAGGAAAAGUAAAAAAAAAAAAAGAAGGAUAGACUACAAAUGAAGACUUUUGCAGAAUUCAUUAUGUUUUAGAAUUAUUUAGUGAGGUUACAUUUCCUGAUCAACAUUUGUCCAUUGUCUUCUGUUGAUUUUUAAUCCAGUCAAAGAACAGUCAACAUCAUUAUUUCAUUCAACCACUUGAAUAUCUCAUGACCAAAUGGUUUCCAGUCAAAAACAUGUGCUACAAAUUUGUAAUGUCUUUAAAAGGA
This is a messenger RNA of Saccostrea echinata, 1601 nucleotides long. RefSeq lists its product as uncharacterized. Bases 795 to 1385 code for a protein of 196 amino acids. The transcript is spliced from 3 exons. The record is from RefSeq and is a predicted model, not a curated record. Lineage: Eukaryota; Metazoa; Mollusca; Bivalvia; Ostreida; Ostreidae.